AUGACGUUCGCAACCGCAAUCUCUGGGGGCAACACCCCAUUCUCGCAGUUUGACGAACUUUCUCAAACAGCCUCAAACCUUGGCGGAUUUGAAGAUUUGGUAGAUUCUUCAGUUUCAACAAAAGUCAAUGCAUUGAUGACUGACGCAACUAACGUGGACGAAAAGUUUGCCAUGAUGGAACAGACUAUAGAGGUCUUGAAGAAAUCUGUUGAAGACAAGGACCUUCAAAUCACUCAACUCAUGAACAAAUUGGAGGCCUAUGCACCUGGAGAGUCGAGCCAUGUCCCUCCUCGUUCACCUGUCUUUACCUCCCAGAAAACAGCUGUUGAGGAAUCAUUUGCAAAGUUAAACAUUCAAAAGGAAAAGCAAUCUACUUCAGUUGCGGCGUUAUCUGUCCAACAAUUGCAAGACAUGAUAACAAACACCAUUAGAGCUCAAUAUGGCGGACCAUCGCAAAAUUCGUUGUACUACUCUAAGCCUUAUACUAAGAGGAUUGAUUGUUUAACCAUGCCAACCAAUUAUCAACCACCAAAGCUACAUCAAUUUCAUGGCAAAGGGAACCCAAUGCAACAUAUUGCCCACUUUGUCGAGACUUGGAACACAUUUGACUGGUAUAUUGACUUGGAUCCCGAGUCCAUUGAUAGCUGGGAGCAACUUGAGAAGGAAUUCCUCAAUCGUUUUUACAGUACCCGAAGAACUGUAAGCAUGAUAGAGUUGACAUGCACCAAGCAAAGGAAGGACGAGCCCGUGGUGGAUUACAUUAAUCGUUGGAGGGCGUUAAGUUUGGACUGCAAAGAUCGCCUUUCAGAAAUAUCUGCUGUGGAGAUGUGCAUUCAAGGAAUGCACUAG
Messenger RNA from Nicotiana attenuata, 849 nucleotides. RefSeq lists its product as uncharacterized. Bases 1 to 849 code for a protein of 282 amino acids. The transcript is spliced from 2 exons. The record is from RefSeq and is a predicted model, not a curated record. Lineage: Eukaryota; Viridiplantae; Streptophyta; Magnoliopsida; Solanales; Solanaceae.